UACACAGGUUGAGACUCUCUUGACCCUAGUCUCUAGAUCUAGAUAGAUCUAGUAUAGGUACUACACAUCACUCAUCCAGAAACAAGGCUAUAUAUCCAAUACACAUGCGAUAUCAAGGGCAAGGCAACAGUCUGUCAAGUACAGUGUUGAAAUCUGGUGUUGGUGUUGUGACACCACCAACACCAGCCACAACACCGUACUUGAAAUCAGGCUGGUGGUGGAAUUGACCGCGGAAAAUAUGGCGUAUUUCCGGCAGUUUGUGUUGAAGGGUGGUUUUGAAUGUCGAAUCUGCUGAACCAAGCACUGCGGCUGGUGUUGACGAUCUACGUGCAUUUUCCCCAUACAGCAACACCGACCCCCAUAAGGAGAAGUUUGGUGUUGGUGCUGGUGUUGACGAACUUUAGCUCACGAACAGACGGCGAACAGGAAAAAACAUCCCCGUAAAAUUAUCUUUUACACUUUUUACAGAUCUCAAAAAUGAAUUCAUCAAUGCGUCCUGGUGAUGAUCCGAACGACACCUUAGUACAUGGUCCUGUGAAUUCAAAGAAAUCCGAAAUAAAGCAUCGUGGAUCUUGGUCUAAACAGAUCGAUUUCUUUCUCACUCUUUGUGGUGGAUCCGUUGGGCUAGGAAAUGUAUGGAGGUUCCCUUAUCUCUGUUACAAGCAUGGCGGAGGGGCAUUCUUAGUACCAUACUUUCUUUGUGUGGUUUUGGGAGGGAUUCCAUUGCUUGUCAUUGAGAUAGGGAUCGGACAGUUCACCGGACAGGGACCAGUCACAGCAUGGACUAUGCUUGCACCCCUCUUCAAAGGUAUCGGAGUGGCCUGUUUGGUGGUGGAAUCGCUCAUAAAUACAUACUACGUGGUGAUCAUGGCAUGGGGGCUUUACUAUCUUUUCUGGUCGUUCAGGGCUGUCCUUCCGUACUCUACCUGCGACAACGAGUGGAAUACCCCUUGUUGCCUGGCAGCCAAUGACGUCAGGAACGUCAAUGCGACGUUUUCUCUUGAUAACGACACCGCCUACGACUUGGUCGACGACGUGAUUAGUCCGACGUUGAAUACGAGCGAAGAAUGCGGGAACGAGACGACAUCCCCCACGGUUGAGUUUUGGAAUCGGAAGGUGCUUCAGAUCCACUUAUCAGAAGGGAUCCAUGACAUCGGCCAUUUGAAUUGGCAUCUCCUCCUCUGCCUGAUCUUGGCUUGGAUAAUCGUCUAUUUUUGCAUAUGUAAGGGCGUCAAGUCAUCGGGGAAGGUGGUUUAUUUCACAGUUCCCUUUCCAUACAUCCUGCUGACUAUUCUACUGGUCCGGGCCGUCACCCUACCGAACGCUCUUGAAGGCAUCAUCUUCUACCUCAAGCCAGAUCUCUCAAAACUGAAAAAUAGUCAGGUCUGGUUAGAUGCGGCCACUCAGAUAUUCUUUUCCAAUUCUCUGGGUCAGGGGGUCUUGGUCGCGUUGGGCAGCUACAAUAAGAAAACGCACAACUUCGUCAGGGACACACUACUUUAUUCUGCAAUAAAUAGUGCAACCAGUAUUUAUGCUGGAUUCGUAAUCUUUGCCGUUCUUGGAUUCAUGUCUGGUGUGCAAGGGAAACCGGUUGAAGAUGUUGCAAGCUCAGGUCCUGGCCUUGGAUUCAUAGCUUACCCCGAGGCCAUCACUCAGACACCCCUUUCCACUCUCUGGGCUAUUCUCUUCUUCCUCACUCUACUCUUACUAGGUAUAGACAGCCAGUUUGUUUGUGUUGAAGGAUUUAUCACGACCGUCGUCGACCUGUAUCCGAAGACCCUGCUCCGUGGGUACAGACGAGAAAUGUUCUGCGCAGCCGUCUGCGCAUUUUACUGCAUCCUUGCAAUCCCUGUGGUAACGAACGGAGGAAUGUACAUCUUUCAGCUCUUUGACUACUAUUCAUGUAGUGGUUUUGUUCUACUAUGGAUAGCUAUAUUUGAAUCAACCGUCAUCGGGUGGGUGUAUGGUGGGAGACGUUUUAUGAAAAAUGUGGCAGCAAUGACCGGUAUGAAAUGGAUCUCGCCUUACAUGAUCUUCUCUUGGAUGUUUGCAACCCCAAUAUUUGCCGGUACAAUCUUCUUAUAUAGCCUGGUUGCCUACGAGCCACUAAAGUAUGAGAAUGAAUACACCUACCCAGGUUGGGGAUAUUUUAUUGGCAUUAUGAUGGCAGUAUCAUCUAUGGUCACUAUCCCCAUCUUCAUCUUCUAUCAGCUCAUCUUCAAGAGUCAAGGAUCACUGAGACAGCGGUGGAAUGCCCUCACUACGGCAAGCAUACAGGAUUUUCAGAGCUCUAUAGACGAGAAAAAUGAGGAGAUGGUUGGUCUCAAGAUACUAGAGGUCCGCUGAAUAAUUCCCUUCGAUCUUAAAAGUGCAUUUUGUGACCAGCUGAUUCAAAAAAAAAAAUCUCAAACUUAGGUUAAACAUGUACGUAUGAGUGUUUGUUUUUCUCCUCAAAACCAUGAAACACAUCACAAUAUACAAUCAAAACUAUACAUUAGUAAAAUAAUUAUAAUAAAAAAAAUAAAUAAUUAGCGAUAGCCUAAUUUACAAGCUUUGCUUUUUAGUG
This is a messenger RNA of Lytechinus variegatus (green sea urchin), 2566 nucleotides long. Its product is annotated as sodium- and chloride-dependent betaine transporter-like. Gene Ontology annotation, biological process: sodium ion transmembrane transport. The record is from RefSeq and is a predicted model, not a curated record. NCBI's taxonomy places the organism in Eukaryota, Metazoa, Echinodermata, Echinoidea, Temnopleuroida, Toxopneustidae. Gene Ontology annotation, cellular component: membrane. The transcript is spliced from 14 exons. Bases 478 to 2346 code for a protein of 622 amino acids.